This is a messenger RNA of Ziziphus jujuba (common jujube), 327 nucleotides long. RefSeq names its product early nodulin-75. The coding region runs from base 1 to 327 and encodes 108 amino acids. Lineage: Eukaryota; Viridiplantae; Streptophyta; Magnoliopsida; Rosales; Rhamnaceae. The transcript has a single exon. The record is from RefSeq and is a predicted model, not a curated record.
AUGUCUACUUUGAACUACUUGGUGUUAUCGUUCUUGGGAGUGGUGGUUCUUCUUGCCACUUCAUCUCUAGCCGACGAGAGCCUUACAGCAGGCAAGCCACCUCGUCGUAAGCCACCUCCACUUCCACUGCCACCCUUUGCACAGCCCAAACCUAAUCAUCAUCACCAUCCCCAUCCACCUUCCGGAUCCCCAAUCAUACAACCCCAAACAGCCCAAGAUCUUGACCACCACCACAAGCCACCUUACUGGGCCCAUCUACCCCACCAUGGGGCCCAUCCACCACAGCACAAGCCUCAUCCGCCCCAUAGGGCUCCGAUAGCCUAUUGA